This is a messenger RNA of Symbiodinium necroappetens, 762 nucleotides long. The record is from the annotation of a GenBank genome assembly. Lineage: Eukaryota; Dinophyceae; Suessiales; Symbiodiniaceae.
AUGGGCGUCGGCACGCUUCGUUCCAGCCAGCGUGUCGUCAGCUUCAGCUUCUCUGCGGAUCUCUAUGCGAGCGAGGGCUUGCAGGUGCCGCCUGAUGCCGCGGAGCAAAGUCGGCCCGCGAAGACCUUCACUCCGCCCUCGAAAGACGCGCUGUCUUUGACGGUUGAUUCCAACCAGUUCCGUGGCACAGUCAAAGCAACUGAUCUCGGGGGCUUUCACGAUAGCGGGACACCGGCCUUCACCCUGGGCCUGGGCAGCUCCAGCGGUUCGGUGUCUAAGGAGGAGCUGGCACAGAGGGAGGCCAGGGAUCGGCAUCUUGCGGACAUCAGUGAAGAAGCUGAAGAAGCCGUGCAACAGAGAGAGCUUUGGCAAAAUCACCUCAGGCGUUGCAUGGAGGAAGAGAAGAAGGACAUGGACUGGAGAAGCGCGAUAGAGCACGACUACCGGGAGAUGUUGAAGGAUCAGAUACGAGAACGCCAGCUGCGACGGGAAGAAGCAAAGCGCGCGUCAGUUGAACAGGCUUCGAUGCACGGGUUUCCCGACUUCUCGAAGCCCUCCAACAUCUCCGUCAAAGACUACAUCGUCGAGCGGCGCCUGCAUCUGAAGGAGGACCUCGACCAGCAGGUGGAGCUCAAGAAGCGCCAGAAGGAACACAGAAAGGCUAUCGAACAUGAAAUGGACCGCAUCAACAACCUCGCAGCACAUACCGAGCUCGUGCAGCAGCGAGUCAAGGACCGCGAGCGAGGAAGACACGUUCUUCAG